Oreochromis aureus is the source of this 1707-nucleotide messenger RNA. It is a transcript of the gene dnajc4, whose product is annotated as DnaJ (Hsp40) homolog, subfamily C, member 4. Lineage: Eukaryota; Metazoa; Chordata; Actinopteri; Cichliformes; Cichlidae. The transcript has 8 exons. The coding region runs from base 172 to 888 and encodes 238 amino acids. The record is from RefSeq and is a predicted model, not a curated record.
UCUUAUUUUGUAGACUAAACGACGUUGGCUCUAUGCACCGCAGUUCUGCGAUGUUAUGAAACUGCGCUCCGCUGUCACGUGUCCACAGAUGAGGGGACAGAUGCUGACGUCGACAUUUUCAAUGGGAAGACAGUGAAAGGUCCUUGUGUGGAACCGCCAAAAAUUUCCAUCAUGCAGUUGGAGGCUCAGCUGCGUCUGUGCCAGAGUUGUUUUUGGUGUUGCAAGAGUGGACUGCGGCUGUUCUCCCAGAGCUAUACGCAAAGAAAAGCUGCAACCUACUACGACCUCCUGGGAGUCAAAUCUGAUGCCACGUUGGAGGAAAUCAAAAAUGCGUUUUUUGACAAAUCCAAGAAGCUACAUCCAGACAGCAACCCGUCAAACCCGGCACUGCACAGCCAGUUUGUGCAGCUGAACGAGGCCUACAGGGUGCUGAGCAAAGAUCUGAGUAGGAAGGAGUACGACUUCAAAAUACGACAGCCGUAUGGUGGUGCUCAAGUCUUCAGAUCUGCCUCCACUGACCCCAGCUACAGAGGCAGCAUGGACGCCUAUGAGAACAUCCGUUACUGGGAGCAGGUUCGUCACCCUCACGCUCCGGAGAUGAUGGCCGAGGAGAAGCAGAAGAGGAGGAGGAGGAACUUCCGCCUGGUGGCGUAUUGUGUCGUCGCUAUGAUGCUCAGCAUAGGAGCCCACGCCGUCCUCUUCAAGAAACUGGAAGAAGUUCACACUAACUUCAUGGAUGAGAAAGACCGAAUCAUCAUAGAAAUUUACAAUGAAGCCAAAGAGAGGGCGAGGGUCAAUGGUUUUAAGAAACAGACGGAAAUCCUGCGUCAGAAGCACGCCGAGUUUAAAGAGAAAUACAAACGCACCGACGUUGGAGACGACAAGUAGCAGAUCCUUCAGCUGUGCUCGGUGAUGCCAGCAGGCGGACCAAGCUGGCUGUUUGUUAGUUUUAAGAUUAUAAAGUUUUAUUUUCUGACCUUUUUAAACAUGUUUCCACGCCUGUUUCUGCCCUCAGAUGUGAUCCUGAAAUCUGCAGGGAGUGGGUGUGGUUCAGGGGGAGGGUUCAUCUGGUCAAAGAUGCUGACCAGGAUAAGCUUUUAUAUUUUAUGGGACUCGUUUGUUCCCAAACCUGUUCACGGUUUGUCCACAGGAGCCGUAAUGAGCUCUAUCAAACUGCCCCUAAUGGAGUCUCAGGAACAUGCUGUUUGCUGUUUAUGGUUCUCAGCCUCAUUUCUGUUACAGCUGUGCAGCAUCUGGAACUCACAUGUGACAGUGAAUAUUGCAACAUGACAGCUGAUCAAGUUGUGAAGAGAGAGACUCUUAUUUCACCAAUGUUUCAUGUUGUUUUAAAAGAAAAUGUCUUUGAGCGCACAAGUGUGGACGUUGCUGUUUAAAUUGGUUCACACCUGAUAUAUAUUCACAGGUGUUUGAUUUUUGGACUUUCUGCACUUCCUGCCAACAAAUAUUGAUUUGUUUGACACAGAAAAUCUGGAGAAAAAAGUGCCACUGAGUAAGUUAUUUAUUGCAAACUGUUGUAAUAUUAUGGAGAAAUGCAUUUAAAGGAAAGAUCACACAGAUAAAGUGAGCCAACAUUUACCAUUUUGGCCUUUCAGUCUUUAUAUAUUAUAUUGUUUUAUGUUUUUGCUGCCUUAUCGAGUCCCUCUUGGGACAUCUGAGAGAAAGCAUUAAAAGACCUCAUUAACCGUC